AUGUUUCAGCUGCGCCAGUCUCUAUCUCAGUUGGAAACCAAAUACGAGCAGAUGAACGAACAAGAUGCAAAACGUCUGGAUCCGGAAGGGGAGCGAGCGCAGCUGGUGGCCAAUGUCAAGAGUGACAAUGCCGAGGUGGCCGCUAUGGAGCUACAGAUCAAAGAUAUCUUGGCCGAAACAGAGAGACUGCGAAAUGAACUGCAAGAAGUCGACAACACGUACGAAGAGAGUCAGAGCGAAAGAGGACAAAAAUAUCGAGACUUGCGAAAACGAGAGCAAGUCAUGGACGAAUUCUUGUCUUCAUGGGAAGACAAUUGUAUCAGUGAAGUGGAUCGUCUCAAAGAACUGGAGACUCAAAUCACACACACUUUGAACAAGAUUGGCAAACAGCAAUCUCUAAUGCAGCUCGUGCCCAGCAUAUCAGAAUAUUCAACUGCCAAGGAAGAUUACCUGGUCAAAGAAGGGGAGCUAGAGAAAUCACGUGCAACUGUUGAAGGCAUUGCCGUCGAGUACCAGCGGUUGCAAAACAACUUGCAGAAAAUGGAAGACCUAGAAAGCAAAGUUCAAAAUGAAUUGAAGACGCUGAAAGAACAGUUGGCCACAAUCGAGAUGAAUUCCGUUAAAUUCACUGGUGUAGACGACUUGCGGUUCGAAGCGGAAGAAAGAAGAAAUCGGCUCCUAUUGGAACAGGAGGAUUUAGCUGAUAAAAAGAACGAAAUUCAAGCUCGUGUUAGUCGAUUGCAAGCACAAUGCGAAAAUUUACAGGCGGAGCUGGACAAAAACGAGACCCAUGUAGCUCUUCAUGUAUUUGACGAAAAACUUCGUCUACUUGAAGAAGAAAACGAGUCCAUUUCAAAGUACAUAACUGAAAACGAAAACCUUUACAACGUAACAGCACGUCGCGAAACUACGAUGGAUAUAGUGAAAACGUACCUAGAAGGUUUGCAAUUAUUUUAUACCUCCACAAAUUAA
Molecule: messenger RNA, 972 nt
Organism: Daphnia magna
Lineage: Eukaryota; Metazoa; Arthropoda; Branchiopoda; Diplostraca; Daphniidae
Product: centrosomal protein of 128 kDa-like
Exons: 5
Coding region: 1-972 (323 amino acids)
Biological process (GO): cilium assembly; intraciliary transport involved in cilium assembly
Cellular component (GO): centrosome; cilium; intraciliary transport particle B
Molecular function (GO): beta-tubulin binding
Source: RefSeq, a predicted model, not a curated record